AUGGAGAUCACUUUUACUGUAGUUGUUGUUUUGCUUACAUUUACGAUGUCAAUUAGCAGAACAGAUGGAAUCUGCGUCCACAAGUGGAAAAACGGUCGUUUCGUAUCCGAAGGUUUUUGUGAAGAUCCUGAUGAAGAAGAAAUAAUUAGUCACCUAAAACUAAGAGCUGCAUCUGCUAAGAGAAGAGAUAAAGGUUCGUAUUGUGAUAAGUUAUUUCAAAGAGAUGCAAAAAUAUGGAAUGGAACUGGCGGGGUUUUCGAGGGUGAUGACAUCUUUGGGAAAAAAGAUGUUUAUUGUGACCAAACCACUGAUGGAGGAGGAUGGCUGGUGUUUCAACGUCGAAUGAAUGGCUUAGUCAAUUUCUAUCGUGAUUGGAAUGAUUACGUAAAUGGAUUCGGGGAAACGCCGAGUGAGCAUUGGCUUGGUCUCGAAACUUUGCAUCAAUUAACUUCUUCCAACAGCUACGAACUAUUGAUUGACAUGGAGGAUUGGGAAGGAAAUAAACGCUACGCAAGAUAUUCGAACUUUCGAGUAGCAAAUGCGGCAUCAUAUUAUACUCUCUACGUAAGUGGAUACUCGGGGAAUGCUGGUGAUUCAUUUUGUCGACACAAUGGAUCCAAUUUCACUACGAAAGAUAGAGAUUACGAUGACCACGUUGGCAAUUGUGCAGUGUUGUAUAAAGGAGCCUGGUGGUACAGUGCGUGCCAUUCUUCCAACCUCAACGGCCAUUACUUCGUAGGAGGAAAUCAUGAUUCUUACGCUGAUGGUGUGGAAUGGAGUGCUUGGAAAGGCCAUUAUUAUUCACUUAAAUUCAUAGAAAUGAAAAUAAGAAUAAAAAUUUAGUUUUACUGCAAAAUACGCUUUUAUAUUACGUCUAUUACCAUAAUAUGUUGUUGGUAAAGUGACUAGCUAUAGCUGUCACAUUGUUUAAUGAUAUAAACUAAAUACAAAAAAGUUGUGGAAUAUUUGAGGGAAAAGUUUGAAGUUUCAGAUAUAUUUUUCCUACUACAGUUUUUAAAUGGCCUAUUUUAAAAAGUAGUGUAUAUUCUAGUUUAAAUAAAAUAAAACAUUCCAAUACAUGGGUCAUCGUGUUUCAAAAUAUAUUUUUCAUGCUAUGCAUUGUACUAGUCGAGUUUAUCGAACAUUGAAAUAAAUAUCAUUGCUGUAAUUGUUAUGUAACGUUAUGCAUUGAAUCAAUAACAUCUCCGGAUAAUUUAACUUUCAAAGAUGUGAAUUUAUUUCAGAAUUUAUAUACCUGCUUCUGAGGAUUUACCAAUUAAAAGGAUUGUUCAUUGUAAACAUGUUUCAACCUUAAAAUGUUCGAAUUAUAUGCGUUGUAUUGAA
Messenger RNA from Styela clava, 1344 nucleotides. Its product is annotated as microfibril-associated glycoprotein 4-like. The record is from RefSeq and is a predicted model, not a curated record. NCBI's taxonomy places the organism in Eukaryota, Metazoa, Chordata, Ascidiacea, Stolidobranchia, Styelidae.